This is a messenger RNA of Penicillium oxalicum, 753 nucleotides long. RefSeq names its product thioredoxin peroxidase DOT5. The record is from RefSeq and is a predicted model, not a curated record. Gene Ontology annotation, molecular function: thioredoxin peroxidase activity. Gene Ontology annotation, biological process: cellular response to oxidative stress; cell redox homeostasis. Lineage: Eukaryota; Fungi; Ascomycota; Eurotiomycetes; Eurotiales; Aspergillaceae. The transcript is spliced from 2 exons. Gene Ontology annotation, cellular component: cytoplasm. Bases 1 to 753 code for a protein of 250 amino acids.
AUGGUUGAACUCCGCAAGCGCAAAGCUCCUGCGCCACCUCCCGUGGUGGAGAAGAAGAGCAAGCCAGCGCCGAAAGCCAAGGCAGCGUCUUCGACAAAGGCCACCGAGACUGCGAGCGAAAAGCCCAAGUCGAAAGUGCCCGAAGUCGGCGACACCAUUGAUCUGGAUAGCUUUGGCGGCGACAUCGAAAUCCAAGAUGGUACCCAGACCACAUUGAAGAAGCUCGUCGAGGAGAGCAAAUCUGGUGUCGUGCUCUUCACCUACCCCAAGGCCUCCACCCCUGGUUGCACUAAGCAAGCUUGCUCAUUCCGCGACAAUUACAAGCAUUUGAGCUCAACGGGACUGUCCAUCUACGGUCUCUCGGCCGAUUCCGCCAAGGCCAACACGACCUUCAAGACCAAACAAAAUUUGCCUUACCCGUUGCUUUGUAACCCCAGUGCGACUUUGAUUGGAGCUAUUGGGUUCAAAAAGGCACCCAAAGGAACCACACGCGGUGUCUUUGCGGUGGAUAAGAAGGGCAAGGUUUUGCUCCGUGAAGCCGGAGGCCCGGAUGCCACUGUGGAUGCGGUUCAGAAGCUGGUGGCGGAGGGGUCCAAUGGAGUAGAGGAGCCCGAGGAGGACAGAGAGGAGGGAGAGAAAGAGAAGGAGGAAAGUGGAAAAGACGAUGAGAAGAAGGAUGAUGAGAGGAAGGGAGACGAGAAGGAGGACGAGGAGAAAGAAGAGGAGGCUGGCGAAAAGACCGAAGAAAAGUGA